CUUAGUUCAGUGACGAUUUUUAUUAUGUGUUUUACUGUUUUGAUGUUUUAUGGUAUAAGGAGUUGAAUAUGCAGUGUCUUAUGGGCUGGUUUGAAUAUUUAAAUAUCUUAUUUAUGCAUGAUUUGAUUUUCUGAUGCAGUUGUUUGUUCGACAUUCAAUGAAAACAAAGUUGAUUGGUGGUUUGAAUGGAAUUUUAACUGAGGAGAAGAAGGGUAUUAUUUCACAAAAUCCAUUUAAAUGGAUUUUAGAACUAAAGGAUGACAUUAAGAUUGGUAGGAAUAUACUGAGCGAUUUAUUAGAAAGGUGGGAUGAUGAGAGGGGUGGUUUUUGUUUUGGAGGAAAAUUUGUGGAAUUAAAGGAAAUAAAUGUUACUUUAAGUUUAGGGUUGGGUUUAGAUGGUNAGCAGAUUAACUUGAAAGAGAAAAGACUUGGAAAAAGUGAUUGUCGGAAUCACUUUGCAAAAGCAAACGGAAAAUAUGAUUUGCAAGUUAUAUAUGACUUUAUAUUGAAGAAACAGAAGAAGUUGGCUUCAUUAGAUGUUUGUAGGCUAUACAUUUUGGUUGGAAUUUCUGAGAUAUUGUUAUCUAAUCGUACUAAAACAGUAUUCCCAAUUUUAUUUGAAAUAGUUGAUAAAAUAAAUGAUUUGGGUAGGUUUUGUUGGGGUCGUAUUGUUUACCAAUAUCUACUUCGUAGUUUUACCAAAGCUUGUACAGCUUGGAAUGAAGGAAAAGGUGCAAGGACUGUGUAUGUCGAAGGUUGUGUGUACGUGUUGCAGGUUUGGUUUUGUGAUCGUUUUGUUCCUUCUAAUAAUUUAGUACAUAAAAAUCCAAGAAUUUUGUAUUGGAUUGAUGUCAAUGUAGGUGACAAUUUCAUAAAAUCUGCUAUGGAGAGGGGUGUGGUAUGUAUUAAGUGGUUUUAUUAACAUAUUUGAUUUAAUGAUUUAAUUUAUACAAUGAUGGUUUUGAUGAAUUUGCAUACGCUUGAUGACUAUGGUCCAUCAAUGAGAGAAAUAAGGCAGCCAUUUGUGAAAGCAACCAAUGAAAAACAGAAGAAAGAUAUUGAUGAUGGUUUAGAUGCUAUUCUAGAGGAACAAGAAAUUGAAAUUAAAGCACUUGAAGCAGAAUUGGCUGCAUUGAAGACUGAGUUGGUUGAGGAGAAAGAAGAAUAUUAUGGUGGUUAUAGUACCCCAUGUAACCAAAUUUCUGGACAAGUCGAUGGAAGUGGAUGGUCCCAGCUGUAGAUGGCAAGGAAAUGGAGCACUUCCAAUAUAAUUAUCCAGAACAACACCAAGAGUGUUUCCCAUCUUCCUAUUAUAUACAGAAUAGAAACGCAGCACAGCAACACCACCACAACUCAACACCAGGAUUGAAAUGGAUUUGUACGUAGUUCAAGGGUUGAACCUGGAAUUGAUAUAGAGAAAUAUGGUGUGCAAAUAUAGGAGGAUGUAGGGCAUGUAUGUGCAGUUACUAAACAAAUAACAAUGGUUGAAUAAGCUUGGUUAGGUUUUCUCUGGUUUGCCUGGAGACGAUGUUAUCAUGCCAAAGUUCUAUAUAUAUAUAUAUAUAUAUAUAUAUAUAUAUAGAUGAACACAAUGCAGUAUAAUCUUUGAACUGGGAAGCGUUAUUCUUCCGCUUAUUAAUUUCAUCA
Vigna radiata var. radiata (mung bean) is the source of this 1647-nucleotide messenger RNA. RefSeq lists its product as uncharacterized. NCBI's taxonomy places the organism in Eukaryota, Viridiplantae, Streptophyta, Magnoliopsida, Fabales, Fabaceae. The transcript has 2 exons. The record is from RefSeq and is a predicted model, not a curated record. Bases 134 to 922 code for a protein of 262 amino acids.